Messenger RNA from Zymoseptoria tritici IPO323, 903 nucleotides. RefSeq lists its product as uncharacterized. The transcript has a single exon. The record is from RefSeq and is a predicted model, not a curated record. Lineage: Eukaryota; Fungi; Ascomycota; Dothideomycetes; Mycosphaerellales; Mycosphaerellaceae. The coding region runs from base 1 to 903 and encodes 300 amino acids.
AUGGCACCACCAAGCAAGCUCCGCAUUGGCUUCAUCCCCGAGCACUUCAGCACUCCCCUCCACUUCGCUCAGAAGCACUAUGGCCUCGAAGCCGAGCUCAUUCCAUUCCCGACUGGUACCGGAGCUCUGGUCUCGGGCCUCAAGUCUUCCGAUCCAAACACACCCCAGAUCGACGUCGCCAUCGGUCUCACAGAAGGUUUCGUGGCGGACCUCGGAAAAGCCAAGGCUGCCGGUGACAAGCCCGGCUAUGGACUCGUUGGAACCUACGUCGACAGCCCACUAUGCUGGGCCAUCUCAACUGGAGCCAAGCGGGACAACAUCAAGUCUGUGGAAGACCUCAAGAACAGUCGUGUAGGCGUCAGCCGCAUCGGAAGUGGAAGUUACGUCAUGUCCUUCGUGCUUGCCGACAAGCAUGGUUGGCUCGACACCUCCAGCAGCAAGGACCCAUUCGAAGUCAUUCCCAUCGGCGACUUCAAAGCUCUACGCGAUGCAGUCAACGGCGACAAGGCCGAGUUCUUCAUGUGGGAGCAUUUCACCACCAAGCACUUCUGGGAUAUUGGUGAGAUCAAGCGAAUUGGCGAGAUCUACACGCCUUGGCCAAGUUGGAUGGUGACUGCGAAGGAAGGACACGAGGAAGCGGUGAGGGACCUAACGGCGAAGCUGGAUCUGGGUGUGAAGCAUUAUCUGGAGCAUCCCGAGGAGGCGGUUGACCACAUCACAAGUACGAUGCAGUAUUCGAAGGAGGAUGCGCGGGAGUGGAUGAAGACUGUCAAGUUCUCAGGGAAAGUGUCAGGAGUGGAAGCAAAGACCGUUGAUGACACUGUGGCUGUGCUGAGAAAGGCGGGCGUGCUAAAGGACGAUUCGGGUGGAAGUGAGCACAUGAUUCUGGUCAAGAAAGAUUAA